AUGAGUAGCAACACCGAGCUUCACCCAGGGGACAAAUACUUUAGAUCCUUCACCAAGACAUGGCACAACAGGUCUUACCCCCAGAUCUCGCCCCUCCGCUCUGAUCUGCAGGUCUCUGAGAGUGUCGUUUUCAUCACGGGUGGUGGCAGUGGCAUCGGCAAGGCCACAGCAAUUGCCUUCGCAAACGCUGGUGCUGGAGCCAUCGCGAUCUUCGGUCGCCGUCUUGACAGACUGCAAUCCGCUGCCGAAGAAGUCUCCAAAGCCAAUCCCAAUGGGACAACAAAGGUAAUUUUCGAAAGGGUCAAUUUGAGCCAGCGUGCAGCCGUUGAUACUGCCUUCGCCAGUGCUGUCAAGCAGGCUGGCGGAGCAAAGAUUGAUAUCUUCAUACACAACGCCGGCAUCCUUCAGACAGCCGGGUUAGUCGCGGGGUAUGACGAGAAUGAGUACCGCAAGGGCCUGGAGUUGAAUAUGGUUGGCGCUUUCAACACGGUCCAAGCGAUGUUUCCUUUGCUGGCGUCUAAAGCCAAGGUGUUCAACAUCUCAUCCUGCAUUGCACAUAUCAGUGUCAUGCCUGGGUGCUGGGCCUAUGCGGCAAGUAAGAUUGCGAAUACCAAAAUGUUCGACUACCUGCAGAUUGAGAAUCCGGAUUUACAUAUCGUCAACGUCCAUCCCGGCGUUGUGGAUACCGAGAUCAAUGCCAACACAGAGCAUGCAGGGCUUGGGGUUGAUGAAGUUGACCUCCCUGCUCACUUUCUCGUGUGGCUUGCAUCUCGAGAAGCAGAAUUUCUCAAGGGCAAGUUCGUGUGGGUCAACUGGGACGUGGAUGAAUUGAAGGCUCGCGCUGAUGAAAUAAAGAACUUGCCACUGUUGAAGGUGUUGUUAAACGGUGUACCAUUGUAG
Messenger RNA from Talaromyces marneffei, 900 nucleotides. RefSeq lists its product as uncharacterized. The record is from RefSeq and is a predicted model, not a curated record. Gene Ontology annotation, molecular function: oxidoreductase activity. Lineage: Eukaryota; Fungi; Ascomycota; Eurotiomycetes; Eurotiales; Trichocomaceae. Bases 1 to 900 code for a protein of 299 amino acids. Gene Ontology annotation, cellular component: cytosol. The transcript is spliced from 2 exons.